This is a messenger RNA of Juglans microcarpa x Juglans regia, 1167 nucleotides long. Its product is annotated as protein FAR1-RELATED SEQUENCE 5-like. Lineage: Eukaryota; Viridiplantae; Streptophyta; Magnoliopsida; Fagales; Juglandaceae. Gene Ontology annotation, biological process: regulation of DNA-templated transcription. The coding region runs from base 1 to 1167 and encodes 388 amino acids. The transcript has 2 exons. The record is from RefSeq and is a predicted model, not a curated record.
AUGGAUUUUGAUAUGGAACAUGUAGAUAAUGAGUAUGACGAGGUAGAAGUUGAUGAUGAGCAAGAAUGUGCUGAAAUAGUCGAUGAACCUAUGGUCGGAAUGACAUUUUCAUCUGCAGAAGAAGUUUUGUCUUACUAUAUGAAAUAUGGUAAGCAGGAGGGAUUUGGAGUGUAUAAACGAAAUUCUAAACAAGAUGAUGAUGGUAAUAUCAGAUGGUUUACCUUAGUAUGUGUGAGAGAAGGCACAUCAAAGAGUAAGGCUGCUAAUAUUCUGAAGCCAAGACAAAUGGAGAAAAUAGGGUGUAUGGCCAGGAUUAAUGUGACGAUGAACGAUGAAGGUGUAUAUACCCUGGCUAAAGUAAACUUGGAGCACACACACAUUUGUAGUCCAGGAAAGGCAAGACAUUUCAAAUGUUUUAAGAAGGUUGAUACUCGUGUAGCUAAAAGACUUGAAAUAAAUGAAGAGGCAAGAAUACGAAUGUCAAAGAAUUUCAAGUCUCUAGUUAUUGAGGCGGGGGGUUACGAUAAACUAUCAUUUGGGGAGAAGGAGUGUCGAAAUUAUAUUAACAAAGCAAGACAACUUCGUCUUGGGGUUGGAGGCGUUGAAGCUUUAUACGCCAGAAGUAGAGCUAUGUAUGAAUCAUUUGGAGAUGUGAUUACAUUUGACACAACAUACCUGACUAAUGCCUACAAGAUGCCCUUUGCACCGUUUGUGGGUGUGAAUCACCAUGGCCAGUCAAUCCUAUUCGGGUGCGGAUUGAUAUCUAAUGAAGAUGCACAUACCUUUGAGAGGUUGUUUAAGUCAUGGUUGAAGUGUAUGAAAGACCAACCACCAAGUGCAAUCAUCACAGACCAAGACAAGGCAAUGCAAAUUGCAAUUGCUAGAGUGUUUCCAGCAUCUAGGCAUCGCUUCUGCUUGUGGCACAUAAUGAAAAAACUUCCUGAGAAGUUUGGGUCACAUGCUCGAUAUGAUGAGAUUAAGAGUGCAUUACAGAAAUGCGUGUAUGACUCUUUAAGUGAGCAUAAAUUUGAAGAACGUUGGUCUGAUUUCCUCGACAUGUAUGAUUUGCAUGAGAAUGCAUGGUUGGGAUCACUAUAUAGUGACCGACAUUUUUGGGUGCCGGCCUACGUUAGGGAAUGUCAACUACACAACGGAGUGAAGGCAUGA